Molecule: messenger RNA, 1333 nt
Organism: Chelmon rostratus (copperband butterflyfish)
Lineage: Eukaryota; Metazoa; Chordata; Actinopteri; Chaetodontiformes; Chaetodontidae
Gene: cutc
Product: cutC copper transporter homolog (E. coli)
Exons: 9
Coding region: 96-851 (251 amino acids)
Molecular function (GO): copper ion binding
Source: RefSeq, a predicted model, not a curated record
ACAGCUCCAACUGUAGUCAGUGAGUCACCUAAACAACUACACGUACUGACUGCAUAUCGCUUCUGAUAAGGUCCCAUGAAUCGAUAACUGUCAGUAUGGCAGAGGGCUUUUUAAUGGAGGUGUGUGUGGACUCCGUGGAGUCUGCUGUCAAUGCUGAGCGAGGAGGUGCAGGUAGACUUGAACUGUGUUCUAGUCUUGUGGAGGGGGGGCUCACUCCCAGUCUUGGUCUGCUGCAGGUAGUGAAACAGUAUGUCAAAAUCCCAGUUUAUGUGAUGAUCCGACCUCGUGGGGGGGACUUCCUGUACUCAGACCAGGAAGUGGAGGUGAUGAGGAAGGACAUAGAGCUGAUGAAGAGCCAGGGGGCCGAUGGACUAGUGCUGGGAGUCCUGACAGAGGAUGGACGGGUGGAUGCCGAGCUCUGUAUGGAGCUGUUAGCUGCUGCUCGACCUUUGCCUGUCACCUUCCACCGAGCUUUUGACAUGGUUCAUGACCCAGCGGUUGCUCUGGAGACUCUGGUAUCAUUAGGGUUCCAGCGUGUGUUGACAAGUGGCUGUGACACCUCUGCUUUGGAGGGACUCCCUCUCAUUAAACGGCUCAUUGAUCAAGCUAAAGGAAGAAUUGCAAUCAUGCCAGGAGCGGGUAUCACAGAGAGGAACCUGCAGAGAAUCUUAGAGGGCUCUGGGGCUCAAGAGUUUCACUGCUCAGCCCGCUCCAGUAAGGAUUCUGCCAUGAAGUUCAGGAACACCUGUGUGACAAUGGGAGCUGCUUUCUCUGCACCUGAGUACGGCCUGAAGGUGGCAGAUGUGAGCAAAGUCCGCACUCUCAAUGCAAUAGCCAGAAAUACCUUGUGACAGUCAUGACACACAACAGAACAGAUACCUCAGAAACGAUCAUGAGUAAUUAUACUGAUAUGUCUAUUUGUUUUCACUGAAGCCUGGAAUAAGAAGGCAUUUCAGAACUACCACAGAGUUCUGUUUUUCUCUUUCUUUUUGUUUUACCACUGAUCAAACAGUCUUUGUAAAGUCAGAGCUCAGGGACAGCCCUGCAACCUUCUGGAAUAUGCAGUCCAUCAAAGUAUUUCACAGUGGAGACCAUGAAUAAUUUACUUUUAUUGCCACCUGUUUGUGGCCUCAGGUAGUGCAAGACUUCAUAGAUAUGGAAAAGCACUGAUCAUUGCUGUCGCUGUUUACAGAACAGCAUUUUUUCCAGUUGCCAUAUUGUUGACCCAUAUUUAUUUACAGCACUCCCUUUUUACCGUGGAAGAUAAUGCAAAGCUGUGACCUUCUGUACGAUCUUUUACAAGGACAGAAACAUUGUGAUUUGACUCAGUUUG